Aspergillus novofumigatus IBT 16806 is the source of this 3237-nucleotide messenger RNA. RefSeq names its product putative AAA family ATPase. Lineage: Eukaryota; Fungi; Ascomycota; Eurotiomycetes; Eurotiales; Aspergillaceae. The record is from RefSeq and is a predicted model, not a curated record. The transcript is spliced from 3 exons. Gene Ontology annotation, molecular function: ATP hydrolysis activity; ATP binding. Bases 355 to 2772 code for a protein of 805 amino acids.
GACAGUUGUAGUAUCACCGUGGGGUAGUGUCUCCUCGAUCCGGCGGACCAACGACGUCACGCGAGGAGUGUUCUGAUGGAAACGAGACGAAAAAUCAAAUCAGCAAUCCCAUCAACUUCCAGCAACCUUCCUGUUCGACUGUUCCUCCCCAGACUCACUGGCGAUCGAUUCCAUCUUCCCGUUCCAUCUGUCCAUCCAAUUCUUCAUCCCUCCUCUACCACGCCACCCGUACCGCCUCUGGACAUCCCGACAUCGCCCCUCGGUUCCCGACAACCCUACAAUUUCGCCUCCGCACUCCAAUUGUGGUCGAUCGCAUGGCUGGUGCGGGCGGGUCCUGCAUUUCCGCCGGCGUGAAUGAUGCGCUCCAAGCCUGCUGCGUCUUCGCUGCAGAAGACGUACGAUGAGUGCUAUCUCUCGUGCUCCACGGCUGUAUACUUUGAGGGGCAGAACAAUGAAGAUGAAGCUUUGAGAGCAUGGCGCUCUGCUCUAGACACAAUCUCUUAUCACAACGCCUACCGACUGUCGUCGACUUAUACACCCAAGAACGAAACGGAAAAAGCACUCCAAGAUUCGAUCCGCCAGCUAGAACUCCAGUGCCGAGAGCGAGUCGAUCUCUUGGAAGCUCUUCGUGAAAGCAGAAAAGAAGCACAGGAGAAGGACAGUCCCACCACGAGCGGUGUCAGCCACCGAUUCUUCAAAGGCAAAUCGGCCUCAAAGUCACCUACUUCGAACACAGCCGGUUGGAUCGGAGACGGGACGGUACCUCCGGUGGAUUAUACGGACUUAUCUCGACCGCCGCCGAUCCCAGGACGUCCAGCACCGGUGACGCAGGCGAGCUCAGAAUCGGUUAUCCAAGACAGCAGCGUUGCGUCUGCGACUAGCUUACCAGCAUUACGAAUCCCAUCGCAUUCGUCCGGCAAAAACCAGUCUCGCAACUCGAGCCCCGAGAAACGGAAGACGAUGCCUACCACUCUGCGCAAGUCGGACGGGCACAAGAAGCACGGCAAGAACAAGGAGACUCUCCGGCGGAAGGAUUUGCGGCCGGCUGCGUCUCAGGCUGCGGGUUUAGCCUGGGGAAACAUCUACCGGCUCCCCUCAGCAUCUGGGAAUCUAGCAAGUGACGCCGCAAUAACGUCCUCGCGGCAAAGCAUCUCCAGUGACUCUGGGUUCCGGAAAGAUUCCGGUCAGUUCAGGUCCCACUCCGGGGAUGAGCUUGUAUCGAAGAAAAAGGUGGCAGACGACUCAGAUGGCCGGGAGCCUCGACCUGUCCGGUCUUCGCGACGGGCAAACAGUAACACAACCACGGUGCCAACGCUAACAUCAUCUCAUCACUCCCCGGCUGGUGAGGUCCGGCAGCCGUCAGGCAGUCGGAGCAGGACGCUCGCCCAGCCAUCGUCGGAGCCUGUUGACAACCCUCAGAGUAGUGAUAGGCCCUCCGUGAGACCCAAACCUGUUGCACUCAGAGCAUCACCUCAGUGUCCACAAUCGAGCAAUAUUGGCCCAACCUCAUCCCCUGUCAGAAAAACGAGACCCGAGACCACAACGAGCAUUUCGGACAACCCGCAAAGCAAGGCCACAUCGAGAUCUCGGAUCAACUCCGCGUCGACAGGAAAGCCUGUCUCCCGAACCCAACCUGAGGAUUUGAGUCCUUCCAUGAGGCAACUGGAGAUAUCAGACAGUUCUACUCGACGCAAACCACAACCUGCGCAUACAGUUACGCCGCCUUCAAGCGAUCAAGAAUCAACGGGCCCGAAGUCGAUAGACGCGGACGAGGAAGAGGAAGAAGACGGAGACGAGGACAGUUCCAUUACAGAUGUCAUGAACAAGCUGCCCAAGGGCAUUGACCCUAAUGCGGCCCGGCAGAUCCUCAAUGAUAUCGUCGUUCGAGGUGACGAGGUGCACUGGGAUGAUAUCGCCGGACUGGACGCCGCCAAGAAAGCGCUCAAAGAAGCCGUUGUCUACCCGUUCCUUCGCCCGGAUCUCUUCUCUGGGCUUCGUGAACCCGCUCGAGGGAUGCUCUUGUUCGGCCCACCGGGGACAGGUAAGACGAUGCUCGCUCGAGCUGUAGCCACGGAGUCGCAGUCGACCUUCUUCUCUGUGUCCGCGUCAACAUUAACAUCCAAAUGGCACGGCGAGAGCGAGAAGCUGGUUCGAGCGCUGUUUGGGCUCGCGAAAGCAUUGGCUCCAUCCAUCAUCUUCGUUGACGAGAUCGACUCGCUCCUUUCGUCGCGCUCCUCCGGAACAGAACAUGAAGCCUCGCGGCGAUCGAAGACGGAGUUCCUGAUCCAGUGGUCGGACCUACAACGAGCGGCAGCCGGUCGUGAACCAUCAACGAAGAAAGGCCGGGGAGACCCCAGUCGGGUGCUCGUCCUGGCAGCGACCAACAUGCCUUGGGAUAUAGACGAAGCGGCUCGUCGACGAUUCGUCCGCAGACAGUACAUUCCCCUGCCCGAGCACCAUGUCCGCGACCAACAGCUCCGCAAGCUCCUGAGCCAUCAGGUGCACGAACUGGAUGACGAGGACAUCGAAGUCCUCGUCCAUGUCACAGAGGGCUUCUCCGGCUCCGACAUCACCGCCCUCGCCAAAGACGCCGCUAUGGGUCCCCUCCGCAACCUCGGCGAGGCCCUCCUCCACACCCCCAUGGACCAAAUCCGUCCCAUCCGCUUCCAAGACUUCGAAGCCAGUCUCAAAUCCAUCAGACCCAGCGUCAGCCGCGACGGACUUCGCGAAUACGAGGAGUGGGCCAGGAAAUUUGGCGAACGGGGCGGCUGAUUUUCUCCGUUCUGCACUUCACACAUCAUCUUGUUCUCUGUUGCACGUCGUGUAGGCAGAUUCGAAGCAAUCGGCCGGUUGCACGUCACCUUCAUGUUGAAGUCUCAUCGUACAUGUUCCUCGGUACUUGGUGUUUUCGCACAGCUUGUUUCGGCGCGAUCUUACUCGGGUGGUCUACAUGUCAUGUUAUGGUUGGUUGUUCGGGUGGUUUUCGGUUUGAAGGGGUUCCUGGUGUAUAGGUACAUACAUAGUAUUGGUGGCACCGGAGGAGCAGGCGCUUUUUUGAAACGACUUUAUAGUAUCCCUGGCGUCCUUGGUUGAAUUUGGUGAUCUCGAUGUUAUGUUAAGAGGCAUGGAUAAGGUAGGAUCGGAGUCUCAGUGCUCGUCGUUACAUUGGACUUUGCAGGUGCAGCUUUCUAUGCUCAACCAUCGAUAUCUAGCGGUACUCUGUGACCUUGACGCCAC